AUGAAGCUUUCACUUAUAUCCUGUUUAACCAGUAUAUUCUUGAUCCUUCUGGUAUGGGCGUCGCCCCGACUAGAAAAAGUUUACCUGACCAAUAAUGAAUUAAUGCAAAAAGAAUACCAACACCAAAAUCAGCAUCAUCAAAAUUAUCAAAGAGAUCGUAAUAUUAUUCCUUUAGAUUUACGAUCAAUACAAGACUGGAAACUCACCGAUCUAUUGUUGAUUAGUGAUAUCGAUGGUAAUCUACACGGAGUUGAAAGAAAUAGCGGAGGAUUACUUUGGUCCUUACCUAUUGACGAUCCCUUGGUGAAAAUAAGUACUAACGUCACCAACGCCUCAAAUGAAACCUAUAAUAACACUCAAUCAAACAUCUUGUGGUUUGUUGAACCAUAUCAAGAUGGGUCUUUAUAUUAUUUCACCCCAAAAUUCGGCUUGAAUAAAUUACCAACUUCAAUCAAAAAUUUGGUUCUUGAAUCUCCUUUCUCUCUCAGUGGUGAUGAUAAAGUUUAUACUGGGAGUAGGAAAACUUCUCUAUUUACUAUCAACAUACAUACUGGUGAAAUAAUCUCGUCCUUUGGUACUAAUGACGAAAAAUGUCCCGUUCCGAAUACUCAUUCUAAUGAUAAAUCAAAAAUUCGAUUUCAUACUGAAAGUGAAGAUACAAUAAUGAUUGGUAAAACCAUCUAUGAAUUAUCCAUUUUUUCAAAAGAGCAUACUAAUGUUGUUUGGAAUGUAACUUAUGCUCAAUGGGGGCCAAAUAACAUCGAUAAUGAUUUAAUCAUGCAAAAUCAACAAAGUUUGGAUAAAUUAUACUUCACACCUUUUCACGAUAAAUCAUUAUUAGCCAUAAAUAAAAAUUUAGGUACACCAGUUUGGAUUAGUAAGUUACCUUCCUUGGCUGUGAAUGUUUUCGAUAUUUUCGAAAAUAAAAAUUAUAACGAUCAUGUUAUUUUACCUCAUCCUUUGAAAGUUUUAAACGAGUUACAAGUUAGUGAAGAUACAAAUAACAAUGAUUUAUGUUUUUUGAAUAAAACUUCAAAUGGUAAUGAAUGGUUCGCAAUGAGUUUCGUUAAUUAUCCUACCUUGAUUAAGUCGGCCCCAAUUUCUCCUUAUCAAAUGUCUUUAUACAAAUUGAGUCAUUCAAUUCCUUCGGAAGUCGAUGUUGAAUUUUUAUCAAACUUUAAGGUUUCCAAUACUCCCUUGGUUGAUCAUUUAAUUAAUGGUAUUCAUCAAACAAACCACUUGACUGCUGAUACGAUGUAUCAACCAGUUUCAAAUUUCGAUAAUAAAGCUAAUCCAAUCAAACAAAUUAGUGACGGUAGAACAAGUGAACCUCCAGUUGACAAUAAUGAUUCCCAUAAUGAAAAUUCCGUUCCUGAUGUCAUGAAUGGGUUUGUUUUCCGUGAUAGAAAAGAUGAAUCACCUUAUGGUAGGGACGUCUCUACUUUAGUUAAUUCGAAUAAUCAAGAUGUAUUAGUGUUUGAUAGAUCAAGAGAAUCUCAAAAAGACUUAUCUCAGAAGGAUGAUAAUGCAACAACAACAACCAUAGAAUCAUUAUCUUUAAUCAAAAGAAUAUGUGAAGAUCUAAUUGUCAUUUUAAUUCUCUUGGUUCUUCUAAUGGUCUUCGGUAAAUUAGGAAAAUUAACUAAAAAAUUUCAAAAGUUUAUUGAUGUGAGUUCCUCAAGUCCAAAUACCCCAAUUCCUCAAAGUGAAAAAACAUUUUCCAACUCUCCUCAUUCAGGUAAUGAUAAAACAGAGAAUUUGGAUUUGGAAAUUAAUAAGUAUAAUUUACUGGAGAAAGAUCAUUUACCUGCAUCGAUAGAAAUAAGAGAUGCCGACUCAAAUAACACUACUACUCGUAGUUCAUCAAUUUCGGAUGGAACCGAUCAAGAUUUAUUGGACCCUUCACUUACAGCUAAUGAACAGUCUACCAAUCACUCUAGAUCCUCUUCUAACGGUACUGUAACGACAUCAAACUCAACAUCUGACCAGCUUUCGUCUUCAAAACAAGUUAAAAAAGUCACCAUAGUUAGUCCUGAUGAUUCGCUCGAGCAAGAAAAUUCAAAACCUUCAGUCAGCGAGGAGAAAGUUGAAAUAACAACUGGAAAUCAAUCACCGGAGGAAUUAAACCCUCUCGGUAUUGUCACUUCAGAAAAUACUGAUCCCGGUGACGCAGACAACGACAAUGACAAUGAUAAUGAACAAGAACAAGCAGUUACGAAAAAGAAGCGUAAGAGAGGUAGCCGUGGAGGAAAGCGUGGAGGUAAAGGUAAAAAGAAAAAUAAAAGUCCUGAUGAUACCAAUGGUGAUUUAGGAAGCAAUGAAAAUAAUCCAACUGAUGAUGGCAUCGUUAAUGGAGAUGAUGUUGAAUCAGUUGAACAACAGGAUAAAGAGGAAGUUAUAUCAACCAAAUCACUUAUCAAGACUAUUCAAAAACAGCCUUCCACUCAAAAGCUUCCUUUGAAGAAACUCCAAAUAGAAAAUAAUUUAGUGAUUUCUGACAAGGUUUUGGGUUAUGGAUCUCAUGGUACCGUUGUUUAUGAAGGAACCUUCGAAAAUAGACCGGUUGCAGUAAAACGUAUGCUUCUUGAUUUUUACGAUAUUGCCAAUCAUGAAGUGAGAUUACUUCAAGAAAGUGAUGACCAUCCAAACGUCAUUAGAUAUUUCUGCUCUCAAUCAAGUGAGUCUGAAAAAUUUUUAUAUAUUGCCUUAGAAUUAUGUUUAUGCUCGCUAGAAGACAUAACAGAGAAAUCAAAACUUUAUCCACAAAACCUUAGAUUGAAUGAAUAUAAUAUCAAUAAUGUUUUACACCAAUUAGUGAGUGGAUUACAUUAUUUACAUUCUUUGAAAAUUGUUCAUCGUGACUUGAAACCUCAAAAUAUCUUGGUUGCUGAUACUAUGAAAAAACCUUCAAAUAAUAAAAACCAGGAUGCUUCAGCUCAAACAAGUUCUAUCCGUUUAUUGAUUUCUGAUUUUGGUUUAUGUAAAAAAUUGGAUGCUGAUCAAUCCUCCUUCAGGGCCACAACUCAGCAUGCAGCCUCUGGUACCUCUGGUUGGAGAGCCCCAGAAUUAUUAUUACAUCAUGACUUAUUAGAAAUAUCGCCUGAGACUAUAUCUUCGGUUGGUUCUUCUUCGCGCCAUUCCAUCAUAACCAAUGGUAAUACUCCUUCAACUGGAAAUGGAAAACGGUUGACUAAAGCAAUUGAUAUUUUCUCUUUAGGAUGUGUAUUUUUUUACAUAUUAACUAAUGGUAAUCACCCAUUUGGUGAUCGCUACUUAAGAGAAGGUAACAUUAUUAAGGGGGAAUAUGACUUAUCAUUAUUGAAAUUUUGUUGCCCAACUGAUUAUGUUGAAGCUUCUCAUUUGAUUUCGGUCAUGAUAAGCCAUAACCCAAAGUUGAGACCAAAUACUUUCCAAUUAAUGAAACAUCCAUAUUUCUGGGGGAUGAAUAAGAAACUUGAAUUUCUCUUAAAAGUUAGUGAUAGAUUUGAAAUUGAAAGAAGAGAUCCUCCAAGUGAUUUAUUAUUAAAAUUAGAAUCUGUUGCAGAACGAGUUCACCAAGGUGAUUGGCAUGCUAAGUUUGAUGAUGAAUUCAUGAAUAAUUUAGGUAAAUAUAGAAAAUAUAAUACUGAAAAACUAAUGGAUUUAUUGAGAGCUUUGAGAAAUAAAUAUCAUCAUUUUAAUGAUAUGCCUCCUAAAUUGCAAGAACAAAUGAGUCCUUUACCAAAUGGGUUUUAUAAAUAUUUCAAUAAUAAAUUCCCUCAUUUAUUAAUGGAAAUUUACUUUAUUGUUGAAGAAACAUUAAAGCAUGAACAUGUGUUUGAAGAAUUUUACUAA
Molecule: messenger RNA, 3834 nt
Organism: Hyphopichia burtonii NRRL Y-1933
Lineage: Eukaryota; Fungi; Ascomycota; Pichiomycetes; Serinales; Debaryomycetaceae
Gene: IRE1
Product: bifunctional endoribonuclease/protein kinase
Exons: 1
Coding region: 1-3834 (1277 amino acids)
Biological process (GO): intrinsic apoptotic signaling pathway in response to endoplasmic reticulum stress; mRNA processing; protein phosphorylation
Cellular component (GO): IRE1-TRAF2-ASK1 complex
Molecular function (GO): RNA endonuclease activity; ATP binding; protein serine/threonine kinase activity
Source: RefSeq, a predicted model, not a curated record